AUGGCUGCAGCUGUAGUAAACGGCAGCCACCAUGCUUUCAGUCUGACUUCUUUUCUCGAACAUGAGCCACAGCAGUUUCUGCAGCCGACACUCGAGCAUCAGCAGGCUGCUAUUGCUGCUGUCAAGGCUAUACUCGAUCCUCUUGCAAGUCACGUCGUAGACACCCAAACCUCGAGGCGCAACGAGAACAGAAGGAAAAGAAAGAGAGGAAGUGAUGAGACAAACGAUCCUGUAUUACAGUUGCGCCAGAUCUACACCAAUGGAGUACCCGUCAAACAAGUCUGGGAACAGGCACGAAGAGUGCUAGAUGCUGCCUGCGCUGAGAUUGAGCUAGGUAUUGACGAGCACCUCCAACAGCAUGGCGCGUCUGGAGGGCUUCUGAAUGGCAAUGUGUCUGAGGAUGGAGUCGGCUACGAACAUGACGGUAUGGAGGUUGACGAGGGUAUGGAGAUCGAUGAAGACGAUGAUAUUGGCUCGGAUCCGGAAGAGGAAGACAUUGAAGGCGAUCUGGAAGUGGGUGGAGCAGAAGAGGAGGAAGACAUUGAAGACGACAUAGAUGUCGAGCAAGAUAUGGACGAAGACUUUCACGAGACGCCACAAUCCACAUACCGUCCAGAUCCGAACAAUCUCAACGACGGCUUUUUCUCCAUAGACGACUUCAACAAACAAUCACAGUUUCUUGAGCAGAUGGAUGCUAGAGGUGACGACGAUAACCCAUCGGACGAGGACGAAGUUGACUGGGAUGCUGAUCCCCUAGCACAACCAUCGCAGAAGUCACGGACCAGUCGAGACCUUCGUAAGCAAGAGCCUGAGAAUGAAGAUACUGAGGACGAAGAGGGAGGCCCUACCUUCGGCAAUGCAGAUCUACACGCGCCAGAAACCGAUGAAGAGGGUGCGAACAGCGAGAUCGACGGGGGAGAAUUAGAAGGCAUGCUGUCUGGCCUUGUCAAUACGAACGACAUUCGUUACGCCGAUUUCUUCGAGCCUCCACCCAAGAAGCCUUCCAAAUCGAAAAGAACCAGAGCUUUGCCGAAGACACAGCCUCCUCCCGUUCGCAGUAACACAGGAGCUGACCAGCAAGAGCAGGAGAGUGACCUAGAAAGAGCAAUGGCUGACGUCCGCAGAGACCUACUGGAUUCGGACGAGGAAGUAGAUAAAGACGAAGAGGAGGUUGAGGACGACUCAGACGUCUCUGAUAGUGAUGCUCUGCCUCGCUUAUCAGCUUCGAAGAUCAGAGAUAAGAAUUUAUCAACGCAUGAAAAACAACGCCUCCAGAUUGCCGAAGAAAUUCGUCGGCUUGAAGCAUUAAAUGUGUCUAAGAAGCCAUGGACAUUAUCUGGUGAGGCAUCAGCUCAGGCUCGACCGUUGAAUAGUCUAGUCGAAGAAGACCUAGACUUUGAGCGCACUGGAAAACCUGUUCCUGUCAUUACAGCAGAAAUAAGUACAGACAUUGAAGCUCUUAUUAAGCGACGUAUACUUGCACGAGACUUCGAUGAAGUCGUGCGUAGACGGCCAACAUCUCUAGACUCUGCGGCGGAUGCUCGAAGAGGUCGUGCAGAUGUCGUGGUCGACGAUACGAAAUCCAAGGUCGGGCUUGGCGACGUCUACGAGUCUGAAUAUCAGCGAAAGACCGAUCCUACCUCCUAUGUUGACAGCCGUUCAGCAGCGACCAAGAAACAGCAUCAAGACAUAGACAAGUUGUGGAAGGAAGUACGAGACCAACUGGACAUUCUUGCAAAUCUACACAUCAAGCCCAAGAGGACAGAAAUUGAGAUCAAGACUGUCGAAGACAAGCCGAGAAUUGCCAUGGAGGACGCACGACCCGCCAUCUCGUCAGGUAUUGACGAUAACGGCACGAUGCUGGCACCACAGGAGAUAUACAAACCAGGCACAGAUUCGCGAGCUGCCACCGGAGAGGUGCUGAGCGCUAAGAGUGGUGAGACGAGAAGCAAAGAGGAAAUGACCCGAGAAGAAAAGACCAGAAGACGCCGUAGAGAGAAAGAGCGACUCAAGAAAGCUGGGCAGCAAAAGCAGAACAGUAGCACAGGACAAGCUGGCAAGUCAACGAAGCGUUCCGAACAGGCAAAGGUGCUCAAAGAUUUGCAGAAAGGUGGUGCAAAGGUGAUCGGAAAAGAUGGACAGCUGCAGGAGCUAUCUGCGAAGAAGAACAAAGGAGACAAAGAUGCAAGCAGGACCAGUACUGUCAGUGGCGGAGCUAUGAAGUUGUAG
Molecule: messenger RNA, 2229 nt
Organism: Lithohypha guttulata
Lineage: Eukaryota; Fungi; Ascomycota; Eurotiomycetes; Chaetothyriales; Trichomeriaceae
Gene: MPP10
Product: U3 snoRNP protein
Exons: 1
Coding region: 1-2229 (742 amino acids)
Biological process (GO): rRNA processing
Cellular component (GO): nucleus; sno(s)RNA-containing ribonucleoprotein complex; small-subunit processome
Source: RefSeq, a predicted model, not a curated record